Meira miltonrushii is the source of this 1440-nucleotide messenger RNA. RefSeq names its product DUF1751-domain-containing protein. The record is from RefSeq and is a predicted model, not a curated record. NCBI's taxonomy places the organism in Eukaryota, Fungi, Basidiomycota, Exobasidiomycetes, Exobasidiales, Brachybasidiaceae. Gene Ontology annotation, biological process: retrograde vesicle-mediated transport, Golgi to endoplasmic reticulum. Gene Ontology annotation, cellular component: Golgi apparatus; membrane. The transcript has a single exon. The coding region runs from base 115 to 1305 and encodes 396 amino acids.
CAACCAUAAUACAACAACAACUAUUGGUCAAUGUGGUCACAUUCUCAAUCUUUGAUGAACUGAACGAACAAAAAGAAACACCAUCACAUACCCUCGCUGGAAAAUUUCGCAAAGAUGGCUGUCGUCAAUCUUGCUUCGUUUAUUUCGUCUAUACCGAUCGCUACUCGGUCAAUGACUGCUGCCUUGUUAGGUUUCUCGCUCAUGCUAGCAUUCUUGCGGGUUACAAUGACAGAAGAUGGCAUCCAUUUGAUAUCUUUUUCUAGAGAUGAUAGUGCUGUUGCAUUUCCUUGGCUAGUCAUCGUGCCUGGCAGUAGUUUUUGGUAUCCUUGGACAUUACUCACAGCUGCAUUUUGUGAAACAAGCUUUUUCGAAUUUAUCAUCUCCAUCGUCUCUCUCCCUCUCGCUGGUCGAUAUUUGGAACGGAUAUGGGGUCCAGUAGAAAUGAUUCGAUUCUCAUUCAUCGUCAUUAUCGUUUCCAAUGUCGUUGCUUGGUUUCUUGCCGUUGCACUUUACGUUGUUACAAGAGGUGAAAAGAUGAUGUAUGGAGUGCAAUAUCAUGGCUUGGAAGCAUUGCAAACUGCAUUCUUGGUCGCUUUGGCACAGCUAAUACCUGAACAUCAAGUUCAAUUCAAAUUCGGUCUCAAAGUGCGCGUUCGUGAUCUACCGAUGGCUUACGUCACAUUUUCCAACAUUAUCUGUGUCUUGGGAUACCCAUCUCCAUUCAUUCUGAUUCAAUUCGGUUGGCUGUUUUCUUGGGCCUACUUGCGUUUCUUCAAAAUGAACGAUAACGGAAUACGAGGUGAUCGCAGUGAAACUUUCAGUCUUGUAAGCUGGUUCCCGCCCUUUAUGCACAAACCCGUCACAUUCGUUUCCAAUACGCUUUAUGGCGUCUUUUUGAAGUUGGGCGUCGUUCAACCUUGGCAAUACUCUGCAAUGGGAGAUGUUGAGUUAGGGGUGGGAAGUGGAUUACCUUCCAUGUCAGUUGGAAUCUCACCUCAAACACCUGGAGCAGGAAGUACGAGAGCAGAAGCAGAAAGGAGAAGAGCAAUGGCAUUGAAAGCAUUAGAUCAAAGGGUCAAAGCUGGAAGUGCCCCGGGUAGUGGACAGAACAACUCAUCAUCAUCAUCAUCCAAUUCCGCUCAGAUAGGCGCGGAUGGAAUAUCGGUCCCUGCUACUGCCGCGUCAGCAAGCAAUGGAGGAUACAAGAUGAACGGAAAAGUGAGCGUGCCAAAAGUAGUGGUACAAGAAGCAUCUGAAGAAGGAGAUGGAAGAGGGAGCGAAGAGCAAGGGAAGUCAUUGAGGUGAUCGAAAUAGACAAAGCGAACAAACAAAAGUUUGCUACUAACGAACGAGGAAUUAAGGGUGUACAUUGGAAUCUUUCUUUCUCAUACUCUUGUACAAUCAUUCAGAUCGCAAAUCUGCAUAAUGCCUUUACGUUAA